This is a messenger RNA of Naegleria gruberi, 678 nucleotides long. RefSeq lists its product as uncharacterized. The transcript has a single exon. Bases 1 to 678 code for a protein of 225 amino acids. The record is from RefSeq and is a predicted model, not a curated record. NCBI's taxonomy places the organism in Eukaryota, Heterolobosea, Eutetramitea, Acrasida, Naegleriidae.
AUGGGACAAUCACAAGGUUCCCUCCCACCAGAGUUUGAACAAUCACUCGGAAGAGUGUUACAUUUUGAUGAUCAAUUGUUGAUGGAAACAUGUCCUAAUGUUGAACAACAAUUUGAUAUUUUACAUGAUAUUGUACUCUCGUUAUAUGAUCAUUCGCAAUUUAAACAUUUUAUACAAACACGAAUAGAUGCUCUAGUAUUAAAACAUUUAGGAAGAAUUUUGUGUUUUCUUGUUAAUAUUCACAAAGAAUUAAUGGAACAAGAACAACAAAUUUUAUACAAGAAACAAACAAGUUUAACUUUAGAAAUUGAAAAAGUUAUUAUAUGUAUAUAUGAAAUGGCAGUACAUUUUCUAUCAAAUCCAUUCUUGUAUCAAUCAUUAGCACUUAAUUUAUUACAAGGAGAAAAGAAUUCUCAAGAAAAGGAACAAGUGUAUAGUUAUUAUAUCGAUCCUGGAUUUUAUUUCCUUUCUAAAGCAAAUAUUAUAGAACAAGUUUUAAGAUUUUUGAAGGAAUUAACAAUUGGAGGACCAAGUAGACACUUGUUUUUAGAACCACAAACACCAACAACUGAUGUAAAUGGACAACAAGAUCAAAAAAUUACAGAACAACGAAAACAAGAUUUUAUUGGAUCUAUUAUGGAAAUUCAACAACAAUUUGCUUUAAAAUCUAGAGGGUGA